AUAUUGCCUGUCUCCCUGUGUAAUGAUAAUUGCCCUUCAGGUUACCGAAAGACCCCAAAAGAAGGAGAACCAUUUUGUUGCUAUGAUUGCAUUCCAUGUCCGCAAGGAAAGAUCACAAAUCAGACAGAUAUGGACCAAUGCUUUCAGUGUCCAGAAGAUCAGUAUCCAAACAAUAAGCAGAAUUUCUGUCUUCUCAAAUACAUAACUUACCUCUCUUAUGAAGAAAACUUAGGAAGCAGCUUGAUGACAGUGGCCGCUAUUCUUUCUUUUGCCACAAUUUCUAUACUGGGAGUAUUCCUGAAGUAUCACAACACUCCUAUCAUUAAGGCCAACAACCGCAGCCUCUCCUACACCCUCCUCCUCUCCCUCCUCCUCUCCUUCCUUUGCCCUCUGCUUUUCAUUGGCAGACCCAUGACAGUGACCUGUCUCCUUCGACAGACUGCUUUUGGGAUCAUCUUCUCAAUGGCUGUUUCUUGUAUAUUGGCCAAAACCAUCACUGUGGUUCUUGCUUUCAUGGCCACCAAGCCAGGAUCAAAGAUGAGGACAUGGGUUGGGAAAAGACUGGCCCUUUCCAUUGUUCUCUCCUGCUCCCUCAUUCAAACCCUUCUUUGUACUGUGUGGUUAGCAACCUCACCCCCUUUCCCAGAUGUUGAUAUCCACUCCUUUGUUUCUGAAAUUGUAAUGGAAUGCAAUGAAGGCUCGGUUUUUAUGUUUUAUAGUGUCUUGUCUUUUAUGGGUUUCUUGGCUAUGUUCAGUUUUAUUGUAGCUUUCUUAUCUAGGAAACUACCAGACACUUUUCAGGAAACCAAGUCUAUUACCUUCAGCAUGCUUGUUUUUUGCAGUGUUUGGUUGUCCUUUAUCCCUGCCUAUGUGAGCAGCAAAGGGAAAUACAUAGUGGCUGUGGAGAUCUUCUCCCUCUUGGCCUCCAGUGCUGGGCUCCUGACUUGUGUCUUUUUUCCCAAAUGCUACAUCAUCAUUGUGAGGCCUGAUCUGAAUAAAAGAGAGCAUCUGAUAAAGAGAAUUAUUUAA
This is a messenger RNA of Notechis scutatus (mainland tiger snake), 1029 nucleotides long. Lineage: Eukaryota; Metazoa; Chordata; Lepidosauria; Squamata; Elapidae. The record is from RefSeq and is a predicted model, not a curated record.